AGCCCCCUUCUGUCUGGCUGUUACUUAAUGCUUUGCUAUCUUUAUCACUUUCUUAUCUUGUAGGUAACUACAAACUGAUCAUUUAACUUGAUCAAGAAUCUUUCAGAGGAUUGAAGUUACUGAUCUGUAGCUUCUUAAGUCUUCUCCCACCUUUUUUUUUUCUUUUUAUAAAGAGAUCGGCCAGCCCGGCUGAGACCACUUAGCGAUGACCAAACAAAAGCUUCUGCUUGAUGGGACAGUCUCCUUGUUUCUGUUCGUGGCCUGUGAAGCUCAGCAGCUCCCAAGGAGUCAUGUUGCUGCUAGUUCUGGUCCUCUGUGCGAGAAGGAGGCAGAGUCCUGGGGAAACCUUUUCAGCAGCGAGCGGCUGGAUGCCUGGAUCUGUUCCCUCAUUGGUUCAUUCAUGGUGGGGCUGAGUGGGGUCUUCCCCUUGCUGGUGAUCCCAUUUGAAACAGGAGCUGCUCUGAGGUCAGAAGCUGGAUCACACCGUUUGAAGCAGUUGUUGAGUUUUGCAAUUGGUGGGCUACUGGGGAAUGUGUUCCUGCACCUGCUUCCCGAAGCCUGGGCCUACACAUGCAGUGCAACGACAGGAGAAGGGCAGAGCUUUCAGCAGCAGAAGCUUCUGGGUCUCUGGGUGAUUGUUGGUUUCCUGACCUUCCUGGUGCUAGAGAAGAUCUUCAUAGAGAAAGAAGAGAAGGAAUGUCCUGGUGUGGGCUGUGAUUCCAAAGCAUCAGCUGGAAAGGUUCCUAAUGGCAGUGGCUACCCCCUACCAAAGGUGGCAGGCCAGCCCCAAAGAGCAGGAAGAGAUUCAGCUCAGUGUAAUGGCUCCUCUCUCCAGUCUUGUCCAACAGACAACAGAAUCAAGAUUAGUGGAUACCUCAAUCUGCUGGCCAACACCAUUGAUAACUUUACUCACGGCUUGGCAGUAGCAGCCAGCUUCCUGGUUAGCAGAAAGGUUGGGUUCCUAACCACAAUGGCCAUUCUCCUGCAUGAAAUCCCACAUGAGGUUGGAGACUUUGCAAUCCUACUUCGGGCUGGCUUUGACCGCUGGAGCGCAGCCAAGAUGCAGCUUUCCACAGCUCUGGGGGGGAUUCUAGGGGCCUGCUUUGCAAUAUGUGCUCAGUCACCAAAAGGAGCAGGGGAAACGGUAGCCUGGAUCCUCCCUUUCACUUCUGGAGGAUUUCUAUAUAUUGCCUUGGUAAAUGUUGUGCCUGAUCUCCUGGAGGAAAAGAAUCCCUGGAACUCCCUGCAGCAAAUUCUGCUCCUGUGUACAGGCAUUACAGUCAUGGUGCUACUCUCGCUCACAACUGAGUGACCUGCGCAGACCUCAUGAUGCCUCCCAGAGCCACCACAGUGACUCUGAGCUGUUACAAAGCAAUAAGGAACACUAAUUUUAUUUCCUCUGUGUGUGUGUGCGCAGAUCCGGCUGCUAGUAUGAGAAGCAGGUGAGAAAGAGGUCUGGGUGUGCAGGACUUCAUUCCCUGGCUCUCCUAUCCCUCUUCUGCUAAAAUUCACACAUCAGGGCUUCCGGUUUUUUUGUUUGUUUUAUGGAGCAAAAGAUACAGUGAGCAGAAAUGAACUGAACAACUGCUCCACAGUGAAUGGACAGUUUCAUUUGGUUCAUUCAGAUGGAACUGCACCUCCCAAGCUCUUGUGUGGAAACAACAGAGGUGAUUCCUGUAGCUGAUGAAGGGGAAGUACUUUUCCUACCACUCUAAGGGCUGGAGGCAGAACAGGGAUGGCAAAGUAACAACUAACAGCUUUAGCCAGAAUUCCCUACCCAUGAGAAGUUAACGGUGCUAUGAGAUAGAGGGGAAAGGACGCUUUCCAACUUGAUCUCUGGCUUUUCACUGGCAUCACUUGUUCCUAAAGGUAGCACUAGCCUCAGCAGUCCAUCUUUUUGGUCUGUUCUGAUUUGAUUUUGUUGAAAUCGAGCCAAAAGCUUGAGGCACUUUAGGUCACUACAAUUAAAUGGCUCAGCUUGGAGAUUACUUGCCUCAGCUCUAACCACUCCAAUAGCCAGCACAGUGUGUUUUUCUGAAAAAUGGUCAGUAAAUCUUUCUUCUACUGCCACAUUACCAGCUCACCUUCAUCUUGAAGGAAAGCCAUGAAGCUGUUAUGACUGAGCUCCCUCUCAUAACCAUUAGCUGUAUGUGUCUCUAAGCCUGCUCUCGAGAUCCGACUCACCCACCAUCUGUCCCACACCAUGCUUCAGAGCUCUCUUGAAGUGUAGUGUGCUAGCCCUGCUGUCAUGUUACAGCAGCUCUAGACCGUCACGGCAGAGAUCUGGGCAGUUUGGGCAAGAGUCAAACACUACAGCCUGGUCAGCAGCCGAUAACCCCUGGUUAGCUUUUCCUCUGUACAGUGUAGACUAUUUAAGAGCAUGCUAUAACCAAAAAUAUAGAUGGUAGCUGAUUUCUGGGCUUCUUACCUCACAGUGGAGUUAGUUGGGAAUGAAUGGGUAAGAACUGACAGCCCUUAAAGGAAGGGGCACAGCAGUAAACAAUACUGGAGGGAGGGUGAAAUGGGAAGGGAAAAACUGCUGGUGAAAACGGGUCUAGAAAAGCUGUGUGCUAAGGAAGGAGAGAAAGGGAUAUGAAAAGGUGACAACAAGUAUGUUUUAAGAGGAGUUUUCUGUUGUAUGACGCUUGGGAUAAAAUUUUUGGUAAUUUGAGACCAGUAAAAAUAAAUGACAUUUCUAGUGCUUUCCCGCAUCCCAGCUCACGGUGCUGACCAGGCCAUCAUUCCACAGGGGUGCUUUGUCACCACAGAGACGUGCACAAUUCCUAGAUGAUCCUCUUUUUUGCUUAAGUCUGUUUAAAAACAGGUCUGAUUGAACUAGCGAACUCACUGGACACAAAGCAGGUGUCACAAAGUGAACUGCACCAAGUCAGCUCUGUCUUAAAACGGCUUUUGUAAAUCAGUAGAGCUCUGCAGUAUGCCCAGGGCCUUAUCGAGAGGGCUCAUCCCUUGAGAGGGCGAUUUGGGUCAGAGCAACGAGGCAGGUAUGCUGCCCACAGCAGAGGCAUUUACUUCCCUAAGAGAUUUCUGAACUGUUGACACAGUUCUUUUUUUAUGACAGCUCCUGUCCUACUUUUCAGAGAACGUUGGAGAGCUCAUGCUUGCGGUUCUCUCUGCCCAGGAGCUGCUGUCUAAAAUUCUUUCAGCUUUCCUUACCCCGGGCUUACAUCAGUAUCUAGUUUCACUGCAACAACGAGGGAGGUUUAGUGCAUUUUUUUUAUUCCUCUUCACAAAGUUGCCCUCCUCUGCCAACUACUCCCUCUAUCAUGCCAUUGUCACGAAGUCUGAAGGUAGCAUCUGCUUCCUGCUUUCCUGGAAGGAGGAUUAAUCUGAUUAGCCUGCAGGGACUGGGGGAGUGUGCUAACCCUCUAGUUUUCCCCCCACCCCGGGACUGCAGCUAAGGAGACCCUGUAGUAGGGCUCUGGAGGAAGCAGGUUUGCACAGAAGGAUGUGCCUGCUGUUUCCCAAGACGUCUUUCACAAAAUGAGGCUGGCAUUUAAAUUGAAGCAUUGCCAGGUGAGUGCCCAUGAGUUGGCGUUGUUGCAUCAGCACUGAGACUUGCCAAGACAAAACCACAGUCAGGAUUUUGUGCUCAGCAUUCAGGAAUGUGAAGUGGAUGACACUGAAGAAAGAAUUUCUGAGUUGUUUUUCUUGGCUGCCACCACAGGCCUGGACAGUCUGCGGUUCUUGGGAAGAUACCCUGGUAGGAGGUAGCACAGGGCUUGUGGGAGAGAGGGGCUCCUUAGUUUUCCACUUCGUCAAGCCCUGGGGCUGAGGAUGGAGAGCCUUGGGAGGAAACGGAGCAUCACUCCACCACAUUGGUCACUUUUGGAAAUGCAGAGAGAAUUGUAUUUUCUAGCUCUAUUUUUUCAGCUGCUCUUAUGCAUUUUCCCCCUUCAUCUGUAUUGGUCUGCUCUGCAUGGAGACAAUAGAGAUGAAAUAAAUAAUUUUCCAUGUG
Molecule: messenger RNA, 3976 nt
Organism: Athene cunicularia (burrowing owl)
Lineage: Eukaryota; Metazoa; Chordata; Aves; Strigiformes; Strigidae
Gene: SLC39A13
Product: solute carrier family 39 member 13
Exons: 10
Coding region: 206-1312 (368 amino acids)
Biological process (GO): zinc ion transmembrane transport; intracellular zinc ion homeostasis
Cellular component (GO): membrane
Molecular function (GO): zinc ion transmembrane transporter activity
Source: RefSeq, a predicted model, not a curated record